AUGCCGUUCCACCAUGUGCGGGCGGGCCUGCUCUAUCCUGACAACUACCUGAGCAGCUCCCUGACGGAGGGCAGUGAAGCCUUCCAGCUCACCAGCAUCUCCACAGAGGAGCUCGGAGAGAUCCGCGAGGCGUUCCGUGUUCUGGACCGUGAUGGGAACGGGUUCAUCUCCAAACAGGAGCUUGGCAUGGCCAUGCGCUCCCUGGGUUACAUGCCCAGCGAAGUGGAGCUUGCCAUCAUCAUGCAGAGACUUGACAUGGACGGCGACGGCCAGGUGGACUUUGAGGAAUUCAUGACAAUACUGGGUCCCAAGCUCCUGUCCUCUGACAAUCGAGAAGGGUUCCUGGGCAACACCAUUGACAACAUCUUCUGGCAGUUUGACAUGCAGCAGCUGUCGCUGGAUGAGCUGAAGCAGGUGUUGUUCCACGCCUUCCGGGACCACCUGACGAUGAAGGACAUUGAGAACAUCAUCAUCACCGAGGAGGAGAGCCUCAAUGAAACCUCGGGGAACUGCCCUGAGUACGAAGGAGUCCACCCUAAAAAGAAGAAUCGGCAGACGUGUGUGCGGAAAAGUCUGAUCUGCGCCUUCGCCAUGGCUUUCAUCAUCAGCGUCAUGCUCAUCGCGGCGAAUCAGAUGCUACGAAACGGCAUGGAGUAG
Molecule: messenger RNA, 657 nt
Organism: Lampris incognitus (smalleye Pacific opah)
Lineage: Eukaryota; Metazoa; Chordata; Actinopteri; Lampriformes; Lampridae
Gene: caln2
Product: calneuron 2
Exons: 5
Coding region: 1-657 (218 amino acids)
Molecular function (GO): calcium ion binding
Source: RefSeq, a predicted model, not a curated record